This is a messenger RNA of Oncorhynchus keta (chum salmon), 4136 nucleotides long. RefSeq names its product RNA-binding protein Musashi homolog 1-like. Gene Ontology annotation, cellular component: cytoplasm. The record is from RefSeq and is a predicted model, not a curated record. NCBI's taxonomy places the organism in Eukaryota, Metazoa, Chordata, Actinopteri, Salmoniformes, Salmonidae. The transcript is spliced from 14 exons. Bases 621 to 1667 code for a protein of 348 amino acids. Gene Ontology annotation, molecular function: RNA binding.
AUGAAAAACCCUUGAACAAGUAGGUGUGUCCAAACUUUUGACUAGUACUAUAUGUGCCAGCAGUGUAAACGCAAUAGUGUAAAAAGGAUGUAUCUUUGUCUGUAAGGUGUUGUCAUGAAUCCCUAGGAAUAUCCCCAUUUCAAAUCCAUAAAAUUGCCAUGAUACCCCUCCAUCCUCUCUCCCAUGCAUCAGAAUAUACCUUCCAUGCUCCGCUGUAGGCUAUUCACCCUACUCUCAGAAUUAGGUUAUUGAAUGUACUUUAUAAUUACUUAAUUAUAUGGAAAGGCAGGGACCUUGUUUUACUAGGCCUAUGCUGUCUACAAAUAAUUAAUUCACAUAGAAUAGAUUUCCUCAAAACGUCCGCCAUGGACAUCAUUGUCCUAAAGCGGGGAAACUCUACAAGAGAGCGCCAAGAAGACGGUGUAGUGAGGGGCGGGAGUACCGGAAAAGCGAGGGAGAGGCGGGGCCUGCUUUUCUGUGUUUGUGUGUGUGUGCGUGUGCGUGCGUGCGUGUUUGUGCUCUCUCGCCCCUCCUCCUCUAGACAAACCACCCCCCUCAGCCACUGAGUCUGCAACUCUCACUGCCUUUCCUCACCUCAUAGUCGGGAACAGAGGAACGGAAUGGAUACAGAAGGGAGCCAAAUCAGCCUGUCCUCCGUGGACAACUCCCCCCACGACCCCUGCAAAAUGUUCAUCGGGGGUCUCAGUUGGCAGACAACACAAGAGGGAUUGAAUGAAUACUUCUGUAAAUUCGGCGAGGUGAAGGAGUGUAUGGUGAUGCGAGAUCCCGUUACGAAGAGAUCGAGGGGAUUCGGGUUUGUAACAUACAUAGACCAGGCUGGUGUGGAUAAAGUUUUGGCACAAAACAGACAUGAGCUGGAUUCUAAAACAAUUGAUCCCAAGGUGGCAUUUCCUCGUAGAGCCCAACCCAAGUUGGUGACCAGGACAAAGAAGAUCUUUGUGGGAGGCCUCUCAGUGAACACAACCAUCGAAGACGUCAAGCAGUACUUUGACCAGUUUGGAAAGGUCGAUGACGCCAUGCUCAUGUUCGACAAAACCACCAACAGACACAGAGGUUUCGGCUUUGUGACCUUCGAGAAUGAAGACAUGGUGGAGAAAGUGUGUGAGAUCCAUUUCCACGAAAUCAACAACAAAAUGGUGGAGUGCAAGAAAGCCCAGCCCAAGGAAGUGAUGUCACCGACGGGUACGGCUCGAGGUCGUGCCAGGGUGAUGCCCUACGGCAUGGACGCCUUCAUGCUGGGGAUCGGCAUGCUGGGCUACCCAGGCUUCCAAGCAGCUACGUACGCUAGCCGUGGCUACCCUAGCAUCACGCCUGGAUACACCUACCAGUUCCCUGAAUUCCAUUUAGAGAGGACCACCCUUCUGACAUCAUCCCACCCCUCUGAGCUCACAGCCAUUCCACUGUCAGCCUACGGACCAAUGGCAGCAGCAGCAGCAGCGGCUAUGAGAGGUUCCACACAGUCACGUAACGCAGGCUACCUGGGCACCAGCAGCCCUGGGCCAAUGGCUGAUCUGUAUGCGGCAGCCAGUCAGGACUCGGCACUCAGCAGCUAUCUCAGCGCAGCCAGUCCCGGCCCCAACUCAGGAUUCGGCCACGGUCUUGGGGGUCCUCUUAUCGCUACUGCCUUCACCAACGGUUACCACUGAGCAGAUUUAGCACAUCACCGGGCACGGGAGGAGGUCCCUUCUGCUGACGAGCCAAUCAAACUGCUGUGUGCCUACCCAUGGCACAAUCCGAUUGGCGGCCACAGUUUAAACCCCGCACCCCCUGGCUCCCCCUGACUCCACCCACUGACUGAAGAUCUUUUAUUUUUUUAACUUCUGUAUCCUGUUUUCCUGUACUAAUAUCACUCCCUCUUCUCAAUCCCUUGUUUCUCCUAUCCUUUACCUUCACGUAGGUUUAUUUCAUUAGAUUCCAAUGCUGUUUCUUUUUUUAAAUAUCCCUCUGGCAGAUAAAUAAGUGAGAAAAUAACGUUUGUGGGUUACGCUCAAGGCAAACACAGAUUCUGUCAGAUAUGUUUUGCUUUAUAUUUGAGGAUUUUUUUAUUUAAUCGCAAUGUUUUGAUGUAUUGUCUGUUUCCGUUGACCUCCCUUUAAUGUGUUACUGAGGUGAGAUGGAGGAGGAGAGAGGAUUAGAGAGCGAUGAACUGGUGUGUGGGAUGGGGUCUCCUUGUCAAAAGGGGUACCUCACCCAUUUAAACAGAGGAAGAACAAAAAUUAUGUAAUUUCCAUUUUUAACAAACGUGUCACAGAAAACAUGAAAAGAAAACUAAAAUGUAUAUUUUGAUAGUUUUUAAAACAAAACAUUUGUAAUAUUGUUAUUAAUAUUGAACACAAUGAUAAUAAUGAUGAUAAUCGGUUAGAUAUUUUCUUCCUGUAAAAUAUUGUAUAUAGAUUUUGAGGGGAGGGUGAAGUAGGGGAGGAUGAAGGUUGGUGUAGGGGAGGAGGGAGGGGAUGUUGAACUUUGAUCAGCAGGCGGGGUUACUAUUAAUCGUUUGGCGCCAAUUUAACUGGAAGUCUGCUUAACUACUACAACAAAUGUGUUGUACAGUGGCAGGUCAUUUUCUAUUUGAAAGUGGCUAUCCCCUCAGCAUUUGUUUGGUGUUUAGGCCAACAACAUGCAUUAGCAGGGUUGAGGACUAGAUGAUAUUUGUAAAUAAGACGAAAUGAUAAGACCCUUUUCAUUAGAAAUUGGUAUCAAAAAGAGAACAUGCUUGAAUUCUCACACAGUUGAGUCCCUUUCCUUUCAUUUAGUUUCUUACUGUGAACAUGCCAGUAACUGAUUUCUAUUGAAUUGGACCCCUUAAAGGCACAGUCUUACCAAGUGACACAACCAUAGAAAUAUUGUUACUUGAAUGGGGGUUCCUGUUCUAGUCAUUUUAUUUCUAUGGACAUGACAUCCAUGUAUCCCUGAGAAAUAAGGAAAAACUAAAGUGAGGCCCUGAGGAUUUUUAAUUGGCUAUGCUGAGGGCGCACGGUCGGGGUUAAGGGGGAUUGGGUGGGAUUUAAUACAACUUUUUUUGGGGGGAAAGUAUAUUUUUGCUCUAUUUUCCUUCAUUAUGUUUUAUUUUGUUUCUUGUUUCUUUCUUGCUGUUCUAUGUACGGUCAUACGGACCGUAGAAACAAAUGAAGGACAUAUUUAACAAAGCAAUUGACUCUGAAAAAAAAACGGUUACAUCAUGGUUGUAUUUGUCUUCUGAUGACCUUAGAAGGUGAUUGUGUCAUUAUGUGUGAAGGUGUGUUUGUUUGUGUGUGAUGUGUGCGCGCACAAUAGUGAGCUGACGUAUGGAAUUAGCUAGAUUCGAAAGUUGACAUGGCAUGCAUUUUUUGAUUGCCAUUUUGGUACUGAAAUGUUUGGCUGGUUCCAUUUUGGUCUAACACCACGUAUCCUAUGUGUCCUUUCAGAUCUAGGGACUAGGGGCUAGGUAAACUGAAAUGGAACGCAGCCUCUGUCCCAGUCAGUACAGCAAAGAGUUAUACACAGACCAGUAGUAGGAAUGGAGGAGGAGACAUAGUGGAAUUGUCCCCUUUCUUUUGACAGAGCUAUUUCAAUGAAUAUCAAAUGAAUUUUGUUGAUGUUCCACAAAGUCUUCCACUAAACAUGAACAAGAAUCUCACAUUUUAUACUGGCUAGUACUGCCCUUUUCGAACUGGCUGGGGCACUACACAAAACUACUGCUGGACACGAACACUGUAACUUUCUAACUUUCAAAAAGCAAUACGUUGUUUUUUAUUUUAGGAAUAUUAAUACUGCUAUUAAUGGCAAUGGGAGUAUGGAUAAUUCCAUGGCAUUAAGACUUUUUUUAAGAACAAAAAGGAAAUGAUAUUUUUCUCUUGUCCGAUUUCGUUCCCGGUGCGCAAUAAUGAUUCAGUGAUGUUUAAGAUGCUGGUGUUUUUGUUUGUUUAUGUUGACGCUUUCUUCAGGGUCGGAAAAGGGGCAAGGCCUUGGUUGUUAAAGCUCCAAGUUCAAGGUCUUGACCAACACUGUAACUAAACUUUUAUUUGGACUGUUCCCCACCCGCUUUAUCUUAUUGUAUUUCCUUUUUUUCUUUCUUUCUUUUCUCCUCCGGAAAUGUCCAUUUUAAAAUUCCUAAUAAAUUAUUUUAAAGCAUUCCA